Molecule: messenger RNA, 4907 nt
Organism: Ictalurus punctatus (channel catfish)
Lineage: Eukaryota; Metazoa; Chordata; Actinopteri; Siluriformes; Ictaluridae
Gene: klhl24a
Product: kelch-like family member 24a
Exons: 8
Coding region: 287-2086 (599 amino acids)
Molecular function (GO): protein binding
Source: RefSeq, a predicted model, not a curated record
AAAUAAUUUGACACAAAAACUGACCACAACAGACUCCUUUGUAUCAACGCUGGUGGAAGAUAUGACGCGGGAAGUUUGGCAAAGAUAUACAUUUUGUACUAUUCCGCCAAAUGAAACAAACUAGUUAACGGCUGGCUAACUCAGUUAUGCUUCUCCUGUCUUCUGCCAUAUGGACACACUGUCUUUGUUCCUUUUGUUCGUAUAAUUGUUAACGUAGGAACUUUGUUCUUUCUUUUGUUCAAGGUUUUUGUCAGUGAUUGAUCUGUAGUAGCCUCAGACCGCAGUCAUGGUGUUGAUCCUGGGACGCCGUGUGAACCGCGAGGAUCCGGCAGUCGUGUGCGACUUGCCUGCUGUGAAGCGCAAAGUCUUCGAGAUGGACCCCAAGAAUGUGGACGACAGCAUGGACUUCUCAUCAGGCUCGUCACAUGCUGAGAGUGUGCUGCACAUCUUUGACGAGUUUCGCACAAGUCGGCUGUUCACAGAUGUUGUGAUUGGUGUGCAGGGGCGAGAGUUUCCCUGCCAUCGCGCCAUGCUCUCUGCUUGCAGCAGCUACUUCAGGGCCAUGUUCUGCAAUGACCACCGUGAGAGCCGGCAGACUGUGGUGGAGAUCAGUGGUGUCCAGGCGGACGCCAUGGAAGUCUUGUUGCAGUAUGUCUACACGGGCCGUGCCACAAUUACCACGCAAAAUGUGCAGUAUCUCUUUGAGACAUCCAGCCUCUUCCAGAUUGGAGCCCUGAGGGACGCCUGCGCCAAAUUCCUUGAGGACCAGCUGGAUCCAUGUAACUGCCUCGGCAUGCAGCGCUUCGCCGAGGUGCAUUCACUCAAGCAGCUGGCUGGACGCUGUCGAGGCUAUGCGCUGCAGUAUUUUCCAGAGGUGGCACAGCAUGAGGAGUUCCUGGACUUGCGCAAGGAGGAGCUGGAGGAUUAUAUAGCGAGCGAGGAGCUGUGCGUGAGCAGGGAAGAGGUGGUGUUUGAAGCUGUCAUGAGGUGGGUCUACCACAGCGUGGAGUACCGUCGGCCAAUGCUGAAGGAGCUGCUCCAGCACGUCCGGCUGCCACUACUGCACCCCAAUUACUUUGUACAGACGGUGGAGGGAGAUAAGCUGAUCCAGAACGCUCCUGAGUGUUACCAACUGCUGCAUGAGGCCCGGCGCUACCAUGUGCUUGGCAACGAGAUGAUGUCACCUCGGACCCGCCCACGCAGGUCAACGGGUUUUUCCGAGGUGAUCGUGGUGGUUGGAGGCUGUGAGAGGGCAGGAGGCUUUAACCUGCCUUACACAGAUUGUUAUGACCCUGUUAUGGGUGAGUGGAAGUCACUGGCGAAGCACCCUGAGUUCACCAAGUCGGAGUAUGGAGUGUGUGCCCUGCGCAACGACAUCCUGGUCUCAGGUGGACGCAUCAACAGUAGUUAUGUGUGGAUGUACAACUCUCAGCUGAACCUGUGGAUCAGGGUGGCGUCGCUCAACAAGGGCCGCUGGAGACACAAGAUGUCCGUUCUGCUCGGAAAGGCAUACGCAGUCGGAGGAUAUGAUGGUCAGAGUUGCCUCAGUAACGUGGAAGUGUACGACUCCUUCUCUAACCGCUGGACGGAGGUGGCUCCACUGAAAGAGGCUGUGAGCUCUCCAGCUGUGGCCAGCUGCGCUGGGAGACUGUUCGUCAUCGGCGGAGAACUAGACGAGAACAGCUGCACAGAUAAGGUGCAGUGUUAUGACCCGGAGACAAACAGCUGGCUUCUGCGCGCCAACAUUCCCAUAUGUAAGCGCAACAUCUCGGCCGUGUCUCUGAACAGUAUGGUGUACGUGUGCGGCGGCCUCACCAAGUGCAUCUACUGCUACGACCCAGCACAGGACUUCUGGAUGCCUGUGGUCAACACCUUCAGCAGACAGGAGUGCUGCGGCAUGUCGGUGUGUAACGGAAAGAUCUUCAUCCUGGGAGGACGGGGCGAGAACGGUGUGGCUUCUGACAGCAUCAUGUGCUAUGACCCUGCCUCCGGCAUUCUAACGGGUGUCGCUGCCAUGCCCCGCCCCAUUUCCUGUCACGGCUGCAUCACUAUACACCGUUUCGACGAGAAGCUGCACCGGACCUGAGAGUGACACUGCAUAUAUACACACACACACACACACACACACAAUAGAAACACAGCGGGAUCUGUUAAAACACUCAGAACAACAAUCUGGACUGUACUGAUGUUAAAGAGUUGAGCUCGGACUUGUGUGUUUUGUUCAGCUUUUCUUCAAGUUGAUCAAACAAUCUUUAAUAUCUUAAAAGAGCUGAUCUCCUAAUUUCACAUCGCUCACCACAAUAACAAGCUAAUUUUUCACACUGUUCUAUUAUAUGCAAGUAGCCCACCUCCUCUACUUUUGUCCGAUCUCUUACUUUUUCGUCGUCAUUUAUUUUUCGCUUAUUUUAACCCAAGAUAUUUCGCCUUUUUUUCUAUUCCAUUUUAACUCCGCCUUUUGCACUUAUUUCUGGCAUGUUUUACUCAUAUUCAUUACUGUAGUCUCGUCUGUCUCGCCUGUCACUCUCUCUCUCUCUGCCUAGUAAAAGAAUGUAAAUCACACUUCUUUAGAGUUGAUUACAUGCUGCAAUGUGUGCAUUCCUAGCAUGCAACACUUCAUAGUAUUUUGUGCUUCACACAAAACUCUACACAGAGCAGUAGUAGCAAGUCAUAUAUCAGCUGCUUCUCAAUUUGUUCUUUUGUUUGAAUUCUUUAAGUCCAUUCAUCUGACUUGCUUGUUAUUUCUUGUUAUACUAUUACUCUCUCACUAUCUUUUUCGUUUUUAAAAAUUAAUUCAGAGUUCGUUCACCUUACACGUUAUUCAUUUAUAUACUCAGCAAAAAAAGAAGAAGAAAGAAACGUCCUCUCACAUUCAACUGCUUUUAUUUCCAGCAAAUUUCUUAACAUGUGAAUACUUGUAUUAACAUAAAAAGACUCAACAACUGAGAACAAGUUUCACAAACAUUUGAUGAACAUAAAUGGAAUAAUGUGUCCCUGAACGGGGGGCGGGGUUAGUACUACAGUGCAGCUCAUCCUCAUGGACUGCACCAGAUUUGUCAGUUCUUGCUGUGAGAUGUUACUCCACUCAUCCACCAAGGCAUUUGCAAAUUCUCGAGGUGGAGGGGACACAUGGUGACAUGUAAUUUUCCACUGCAAGGACGAUCAGCUGUCCUUCCUGUCUCCCUGUAGCACUGUCUUAGGCGUCUUACAUUACAGACACUGCAGUUUAUUGCUCUGAACACAUCUGCAGUCCUCAUGUCCCCCUGCAGCAGGCCUAAGGCAUAUUCACGCAGGUGAGCAGGAACACUAGACAUCUUUCUUCUGGUGUUUUUCAGAGUCAGUAGAAAGGUCUCUUUAGUGUCCUAAGUUAUUGUAACUGACCAUAAUUGCCUACCGCCUGUAAACUGUUAGUGUUUUAAUGACUGUUCCACAGGUGCAUGUGCAAUAAUUGUUCAUUGAACAAGCAUGAGAAACAUAAACCCUUUCCAGUAAAGACCUGUAAAUUUUAUUUGGAUUUUAUAGAAUUAUCUUUAAAAUCCAGUCUUGUGAAAAAGGGACGUUUCUUUUUUUUUGCUGAAUUUUUUUGUAUUUAAUACCAUUUGAACUUUUUAUUAUUUGUAUUUUUUAAUGACAUUGUAUUUUGCAGUAUAUAAAAGUAACGUACCAUAUAGCCGAUAUAUGAAUUUCCUUGACCAGUGUCAAAAUGUGUGACUUAACACCUCUUUUAUUGGCACUUGAUAUGUUUUCCCUCUUCAAUUUUUUUUUUUUUUUUUUUAACACAUUUUCCUUGUGAUAAUACUGAUUUUGAAACCUAUAUCGGUUUCUUAUUCUAGCUGAUAGACUUAAAAACGCUGCCACACAGAACACAGUCAUGUGGCCAACACAGAGAGACGGACCGUUCUGAAUCAGGUGGUGUAAUUGCUGUGAAACUUUUCAUUUACAUUCUUCUUAUUUAAAUGUGUCUUGGUGUGUGUGUAUAAGUGUGUGUGUGUGUGUGUUUAAAAGAACCCCAAUCAUGCACUUAAUGUCAUGUUUCUACGUGUGUCAUUGUUAGUGCUGUUGUAUCUUAAUUUAAAUACAUUGUUUUCUAUUUGUGUAUUUUUAUUAUGUAUUAUAUUAUUAGCACGUUUUAUACUUCUGUUUGUACUGUACGCCACUUUCCUUGCAUGUAUUAGACGUAAUUUUCAAGAACUCCGUUUUAAUUUUACAUUCAACUAUACUAACUAUAUAACAGAAUUCAUACUAGGCAAACAAAGUGAAUUCUUAUUUUCCCCCCAUUUGUUUUGUUUAUAUGACCUUUGUGGUAUAUUGGCAUUGCUGCUUGAAAAUAAUACCUCAAGCAGCUUUAAGUUUUCUCACAAUCCCUGCAGUUUUAGAGAAAAAACGGUGCAAAACAUGUGGUGGAUGUCAGGUUCUUUUAUUUUGAUGAUUAGUUUCUUACAUUCAGAGCUGUGUUUCUGUAUUUUCUCAGAGAACUAUGAUGAAAUUCAAUGCUUAGAAUAAAAUAAUUACAUCUGAAAACUGAUUUUGUAAAAUGUCAAAAGUGAACAUAGUCAGUACCAAAGCCAAGUGUCUGUUUGAUUUAUCCAGAGUAAUCCCAGUACAUUCUUUGUCAUUCUUGGCAAAUGCUUUUGCCCCAUCUAUGCUCUAGCUUUAAGUGUGUGUGUGUGUGUGUGUGUGUGUGUGUGUGUGUGUGCACGCACGCACAAAGUAAAAUACGCAGAAUGGGUGGAUUGAUUACAUGUCUGUUUAGAAUGUGUAUUUUGAAUAAUCCUUUUUUAUAUAUAUAUAUACAUGCAGUGCAUAUGAGGGUGUGUGUGUGAGAGAGAGAGAGAGAUGUGUUUCUGUAUUACGCUUGCAACCCUUUUAGUAAACUCAAUAAAGCUUUUUUUUCUAAGAAUGCCAUGUAA